CUCUCGCUCAUGCCAAGAACCGGAACAUUAAGGAAUUUGCCUACACUGCUGACUGCAGGGUUGCACAGACCUGUUUUUGACAGUAGGAGAAGACCAAAGACUCCUUAAUCUGUGGCUGUAUUUAUCGCUUCAAUGCGCACAGGUCUGUGUUUUCAUUGAGAGCUCUUUCCCCCCAUAAUCCCCUGCAAUGUAAAAGUUGCAGUGAGGUCAUGCUGGGGCUUGUUUGAAGUUUUUUUUUUUUUUUUUUUUUUCCCCCCCCUAACUCUGUCUCCGUCUCUCACAAGUCAAAGGUGAGGGAUUAUGCUUACUUUUGGAAUGUGGCCUGGAGGUGAAAGACUCAGAGCGCGGCUGUGUUAGAGAGAGAGUGCUUAAGUUGCUGAGAACAAGCUUGCAGAGGUGUCCGUAAUGUGAAAUGUGAUUUCUAAAGGAAAGAUCACAUCUCCUCACCAAGACCAAGUUGGUAAAACUCUAUACGAAGUUGUUGUUUUCCAGAAUGGGACUCCAGGAGGAGCUGCAGACUCUUACGCCUUCAGGAGGGGCUGAGAGGAGGGUAGAAGCUGAGCUGGGAGUUGUUAAGAACAACGUGGGAGAGGAGGACAAGGACAACGCAAGACAAGAGGCGGAUCAGAGGGAGGAACGUCGAGAGAGCCCGGGGCAGAGGAGGAGUGCAGUUGGAAAGCUCAACAGGUGGUUUUACCUGAGCAGCACAGGGAACGGGGGGUGGAGGAAAGGGGAAGUACUAGGAAUGAGGACGGACCAGUUACCGUCUUUCUUCCAGGACAGCUGUGUGCAACAAGCCUCUGCGGAAGACUUCGAUUUGGCUGGGGAAGAGAAAGCUUGGACCAAAGAAGUCUCUGCUGAUGUUUGCCACAUUCCCAUUAAGGAACAAAGUUUUAAUGCUCUAUCUGUGGAGAAUGCAACAGAAACUCAUGUGGCGGUCUUGCGAAGGCCUGCACAUGGGCUUCGGCUCCUGGGCAGCAGAAGAGUGGUGAGCAUGUUUGUCUUCCCAGAUGACAAAAGGAUACUCCCAACCACAACAACCAACAACCAAGACAGCUCUACAACACCUCGCAGUGUUUGCAUGUUGGCAGCUACCACCUAUAGCAACGUUCUUCUGCCUACUUCUACCCCCAAUAAGCAAGGCUGCCCGGAUGUGGUCCAGCGGUGUCAGACAAAACGUGCCGAGUUGCGUGCCCUAGACGGUCUAAAACCAGACAUGCCGCCUUCUGUCAGCCUGCUUCAUUAUCCACUAGAAGAACCGCUAAUCUGUCGGACUUCAAAAAGCAGAAGCAAACCGCGGCCUGUUAGCAUGACUGUUCUUGAGCUUAAUAAAGAUCGAACUGGAUCCCGGGAUGAGCUCGCAAGCCACGCUUCAACUGGCACCGGUAGUUUGCCUCGUCCAGGCUUCCGAUGGAAAUGGUUUGGUCGACAGGCAACAAGCAAGGAAGUCGUAGUGACACAAACUUCAACAAGGCUAAAGGAACCCGACAAGGUGGAAGGACAAAAGAGAACGUUCGGAUCACUGCGGAGGAGCUUGAGUCUCAGGAUGAGGCGGAAUCGUAAUCAAAUUGAGCAGGAGGACCGAACUGAAUGGAGACGUACUGCAAGUAUCGGAGAAAAAUCUAUGCAAACCACUCGUCCGUUUUCCUACCUUACUGGCAGGACGUUAAUGCCAGCUCGUGAGCAAGACGAGGACCAAGGGGCCACACAGUACAUACAGUACCAAACUCGAGGCAAGGUAGCGGUCUUGGAGGUCCCUCUCCAUCCUGCCAAACUGACCAAGCCCACCAAACAAUUGCAACCAGAGACUAGUUUUUGGCAGCUAAUUGCUAAUCGUUUUAAGAGGAAGGACCCGUUGUCCAGCAACAAAUCUGAGCUGUGCACUGAAAGCCAAGCAGUUGGCAGCCAUCCCCCUGCGAGAAAUAAAAAGCCAGAUUCUGUUGCUAUAGAGACUCCAGCUGGCAUUGGUUUCCGCAAAGGUCAAGAUUCCUUCGUCAACAGUCAGGAAUGGACAUUGAGUCGAUCAGUACCAGAGCUUAAAGUGGGCAUCGUGGGAAACCUGUCCAGUGGGAAGUCAGCAUUAGUUCACCGGUAUCUGACAGGAACAUAUGUCCAGGAGGAGUCGCCUGAGGGAGGGAGGUUUAAAAAGGAGAUUGUGGUGGAUGGACAAAGUUAUCUCUUGCUGAUCAGGGAUGAAGGCGGCCCCCCAGAACUGCAGUUUGCUGCCUGGGUGGACGCGGUGGUGUUCGUCUUCAGCUUGGAGGAUGAGAUCAGCUUCCAGACAGUUUAUAACUACUUCCUGCGUCUUUCCAGCUAUAGGAACACGGCAGAGGUUCCCAUGGUGCUGGUGGGGACGCAGGACGCAAUCAGCGCUGCCAACCCCAGAGUGAUAGAUGACGCCCGGGCUCGGAAACUGUCCAACGACCUGAAACGCUCCACGUAUUAUGAAACUUGCUCCACCUAUGGUCUGAACGUGGAGAGAGUCUUUCAAGAUGUUGCUCAGAAGGUGGUGGCGCUGAGGAAAAAACAGCAGCUUUCGAUUGGUCCGUGUAAAUCUCUGCCCAACUCUCCUAGCCACUCGUCUGUCCCGGCCGCAUCCAUCCCCUCUGUACACAUUAAUCAGGCUGCUAAUGGAGGAGGUGCGUUCAGCGAUUACUCCUCCUCCGUUCCCUCCACCCCCAGCAUAAGCCAGAGGGAGAUGCGCAUCGAGACAGUGGCCGCCUCCAACACUCCCACGCCCAUCCGCAAGCAGUCCAAACGGCGCUCCAAUAUCUUCACAUCACGGAAAGCCAGUGAUCAGACAAAGAGCAUUGAGAAUAAAACUGACAGUAUAGGGAGUGGAAGGGCCAUACCCAUCAAACAGGGGAUUUUGUUAAAAAGGAGUGGGAAGUCACUUAAUAAGGAGUGGAAGAAGAAAUAUGUAACUUUGUGUGACAACGGCCUGCUCACGUACCACCCCAGUUUACAUGACUACAUGCAGAACGUUCACGGUAAAGAAAUCGAUUUGCUGCGGACGACGGUGAAGGUACCCGGGAAGAGGCCGCCCAGGGCGGUAGCCACGGUCGCCCCUACAGCCAGCCCGAAAACCAAUGGACUGACCAAAGACCGCAGCACUUUACAACUUGGUAUCGGGGCCACAAGCACUCCUCAUUCUAACAGCAGCAGUUCCCUUCAGUCCGGAGGCUCUGCAGCCGGCGUGGCUUUGGGGACUAGUAAAGAGGGGAUGCACCAGCGGUCGUUCUCUGUGUCCAGUGCAGAACAGUGGAGCGAGGCAGUUAUCAGCACCACGGCAGCCAAUGGGAUGGCAGAUCCUCUCAGCUCCGCCCCUGGCAUGAGCAGCGCCACCAGUCCUAAACUAGAGCCUCCACCAUCACCUCAUGCCAACCGCAAGAAACACAGGCGGAAAAAGAGCACGGGCAUCACCAAACCAGAUGGGCUUUCUGCAGGGAAUGAAGAGCAAGAAGAGUCCUUUGAGUUCAUCAUUGUGUCCCUGACUGGUCAGAUGUGGCACUUUGAGGCUUCCACGUAUGAGGAAAGAGAACUCUGGGUGCAGGCCAUUGAGAGCCAGAUAUUUGCCAGUCUGCAGUCCUGUGAGAGCAGCAAGAACAAGUCUCGAUUAGGAAGCCAGAGUGAUGCAGUGACCAUCCAGUCCAUCAGGAACGUGAGGGGAAACAGCUUCUGUGCAGACUGUGACGCCCCCAAUCCGGACUGGGCCAGUCUGAACCUCGGCGCUCUGAUCUGUAUCGAGUGCUCCGGGAUGCACAGGAACCUGGGUACACAUCUGUCCCGCGUACGGUCUCUGGACCUGGACGACUGGCCGGUGGAACUCAGCAUGGUGAUGACAGCCAUUGGGAACGCCAUGGCCAACAGCGUAUGGGAGGGCUGUGUGGAAGGAUACACCAAACCCGGUGUGGAUAGCACCAGGGAAGAGAAGGAGCGCUGGAUCCGGGCGAAGUACGAGCAGAAGUUGUUUCUGGUGGGUCUUCCUCAGUCAGACGUGCCUCUGGGACAGCAGCUCCUGCGGGCGGUGGUGGAGGACGACCUGAGGCUGGUGGUUCUUCUGUUAGCCCACGGCACCAAAGAAGAGGUCAACGAGACGUACGGGGACGGAGAUGGACGUACCGCGCUGCACCUGUCCUGCGCAAUGGCUAAUGUGGUCAUCACACAGCUGCUCAUCUGGUACGGCGUGGAUGUGAAGAGUCGCGACGCCCGCGGUCAGACGCCACUGUCCUACGCGCAGCGAGCAGGAAGUCAGGAGUGCACCGACAUCCUCAUCCAACACGGUUGCCCCAGCGACAGCGGCGGCCUGUCGACACCCACGGCCACCCGACACAACCCCAACAUCAACAACAACGCUCAGUGCGAGCUGAACCGUAGUGUUAGCAUCAUGUAAUCGUGUUGAUGUUCCCAUAGAUGCUGCUCUCGUUAAAUGGCAUCAUUUCCCUCAGCAGUAUGUCAUUAUUAGGAAACUGUGCGUAGUGCCACACGUGUCACGUAAAGCCAUUACCCCAUGACAACUUCCUGUGACCAAUGUUAGCGUACACCGAGAAUUAGCAGUGUUAACAUUAUUAAUGCGUGUUAUUUUUAAGCUGAAGAAAAUGACGUUUUUAAGGAUCCUCUUGUCUGUGUAUAGAACAAAAUAAGAGAAACGAUGGGCAACAGGUUCUAAACAAAAUCAAGUUUUUAUUUUUAAGGUACAUCAGUUUAGAAAUAAUCAGUAAUGGAUCCUCUGGGUUUUUGUCCAUCAGAAUGUUAAAUUAUGUUGUUAAAGGGAUAGUUCACCUGAAACACUUCAUUUAUUCUCCCUCAAGUCGUUCCAAACCUGCAUGACUUUCUUUCUUCUGUGGAAAAAGGAAAAAAAAAAAAAAAAUUGAAGAAUGUUGGUAACCGAACAGAUUUGGUUCCCAUUGACUUCCAUUGAAUUUUUCUGUGCAUAUAAUGGAAGUUAAUGGGAACCAAAACUGACUACUAACAUUCUUCAGAAUAUCUUCUUCUAUGUUCCACAGAACAAAGAAAGUCAUUCAGGUUUGGAACAACAUGAAGGUGAGUAAAUGAUGACAGAAUUUUCAUUUUUGGAUGGACUGUCCCUUUAAAUCAGCGAUUCUGAUAAAACCUGUCAAGAACGUGUUCACCUCAAAGUCAAAAGAAAAGAAAAUUUGUUUUGCUACUUUAAUUUUAAGGUUUAAAUAAAGAUAAAAUAUUUAUUUUUUUAUUUUAAUAUAGUACAAAAUACUGUAUUACAGUAAUGAGAAUCAUAAUGAAAGAAAUAUACAGACAAAAUUAGAGAAGAAUUACACAAAAAAAAAUAGUAAUAAAAAUUUUAAGAGGGAGAUUGUGGAAAAAAAAAUCAGAAAGCAAAAAAAAUCUUAAUGGUCCUUAAUUUUCUUUAUACAAAAUAUAUUUUAUUCAUUUUUUAUUUUGAUUUUGGGGUGACCUGGAUGUGUUCUUGUGAGUUUCACACAAAUACGCUUUAUUAAAGUCAACUUAUGCUUUAAAUCAACUUAUGCUAAACAUUUAAGUGCGUAUUUGAACCGAUAUUACACUCAAACUUCACACAUUUAUUAGUUGCACCACCAUUGUGCCCUUGAACGAAGCUCAGAAACACUACGGCUGCUGGGUAACGCAUUACCAUUUGUAGCAUCAGUGUGAGAUAACAAAACCCAAAUCAUCAUACUCGUUCCUAUUUUACAUUUAGCCUUUACGUGAUUGUCUUGGAAAGAAACACCUUGAAAGGCUUGAUUACCUGACAAAUACUGUGUUAUUAAGGAUGCCUUGUCUGAAUCAUUUCUGGGCCGGUCUGAAGUGGUCCCUCUCCGGCGUAAAGCACUCCUGCCUAAUGAGAGAUCCAUUCAGUAGCAGCGGACGGUACCUACGCGCUAGAUUACGAAAUAAGACGCUCUCGCCGUGAAGUGUGUGUUUGUUACGAGUCCAAUGACCUCCACACUUGUGACGGUGUGGAUGUUUUUGUAUCCAUUAGAAUCCAGACGUGUGUUUCUAAUCGAAUGGGAUGAACGGGAUUAUGUACAGAUGUGUGUAUAAAAUAGCUUUUCCUUCUCCCUCUUGCAGCUAGCUGUGUGUCAUGUGAUGGCCAUUAUGUACCCAUCCGAAACCUAUCAGCCUUAACCCUCGUUUGCUAGUGUGUACGGCGUGAACUUUUACAAAACACUCUUUACUUGAAAUAUGAAAUCAUGAUUAGACCCUGAUUAAUAUUUGGCACAUGUCAGUUAAAGGGAAAGUAGGAGAGGGAGGUGUCGAGUUUUUACCAGACAGUAUUUUAAGUUUACAUGAUUUUUUUUUAGGUGUUUUAUAUAGAAGCUCGUUUCUGCCACAGAAUAAAAAAUUUAAAAAAAAAGUAAUUGAGGUUUUCUCUCACAAUCCUGACCUUUUUUUCUCACAUUUGCAAGUUUCAAAUUACAACAUCUCACAAUUUUGAGAAAAAAGGCAGAAUUGAGAUAUACAUUUCUGAGAAAUUGUUGAAAUUCUGAGAAAUAGUCACAAUUCUUGCGAUUCUGACUUUUUUUCACGCAAUUUCAUGUUUAUAUCUCACAAUUCUUAAAAAAAAAAAUGGCUGAACUAGUAAUAGUCACAAUUCUUGCGAUUCUGAUUUUUUUUUCAUGCAAUUUCAUGUUUAUAUCUCACGAUUCUAAAAAAAUGGCUGAAUUAGUUGAAAUUCCGAGAAAGUCACAAUUGCGAGACAUAAACUUGCUAUUCUGACUUUUUUCUCGCAAUUUCAUGUUUAUAUCUCACAAUUCUAAAAAAAAAAAAAAAAAAAAAAAUGGCUGAAUUAGUUGAAAUUUUGAGAAAGUCACAAUUGCGAGAUAUAAACUUGCUAUUCUGACUUUUUUUCCAUGCAAUUUCAUGUUUAUAUCUCACGAUUCUGGAAAAAAAAAUGGCAGAAUUUGUUGAAAUUCUGAGAAAUAGUCACAACUGUGAUAUAUAAAUUUGGAAUUCUGACUUUUUUCAUGCAAUUUCAUGUUUAUAUCUCACAAUUAUGAAAAAUGGCCGAAUUAGUUGAAAUUCCGAGAAAGUCACAAUUGCGAGAUAUAAACUUGUGAUUCUGACGUUUUACCUUGCAAUUGCGAGUUUAUAUCUAGUAAUUCUGACUUUUUUCCCUCAGAAUUGGGAUAUAAAGUUGCAAUUCUGAGAAAAUCACAAUUGCGAGUUACAAAGGUAGAAUCGUUAGAUAUGAACUAGCAAUUUUGAGAAAAAGUCAGCUCACAAUUCUGACUAUAACUCGCAAUUGCAAGUUUAUAUCUAACGUUUCUGACUAUAUAAUACUUGCAUUUGCGAGUUUGUAUCUCAAUUCUGAGUAAAAAAAAAAGACAAUUGCGAGAUAUAAAAUUGCGAGAUAUAAAAUUGUAAUUGCAAGAAAAAAAGGCAGAACUAUGAGGAAAAAAGUUGCAAUUAUUAUUUUUUUUUUAUUCUGUGGCGGAAACAAGCUUCCAUAGUUUUACCUUCUAGCAGGUACAUUUUCUUUCAAAUUUGAGUCAGAUUUGUACAUGCAUCCUUCAUCUAACCAAGCUUUAGGAGAAAUGCCAUUGAUUUAAAUACAACGGCUUUUAAUGUCUGCGGUUAAUUGUAUUUUAAACGUUUUUAAUUCUGGAAGGUCAUUUGGAGUAACAUGCAUGUAAAGUUUCCUUUGGUGGUCUGCCCACCGCAACCCUUUUGACCUUCAUAAAGUGAACAUAUAUCAUCAUUAUGAACAUUUUUUUUUAAAUAUACCUUGAGUUUGGGCUCCUGUGUAUGGCGUGAGGUUACUUGGAUGAGCUUUUGGGAAUAUGGCAGUUGAAAAUGAUAAUCAACUCUCGCCCUUCAUCCUCGCGACUGCCGGAUUAUUGAACGCUGGGAUGCGCCUGUAAAGCUCAAUAAGUAGCCCAGUACCAGAGAGAGGCACCGUUCUGUUUUUAAGUUGUUUUGGUACCUGUUUUUGGGUCUCAAUGUGUGCACAUUGUCUGGCCAUUGAGGUACUUUGUGUAUUAUAUGUACAUUUGACAUAUUUAUAAAAGCAAGAUGUAAAUAAUUCUUUUUGUUGUUGCUUUUAUUGAGCUGUUUGAUAACUUUUUGUUGGUUCUUUUAAUUUGUCAUUGUUUUUAAAUGCUCCUUCCGAACGUGACGGAGCGCUUUCAUGAGAGUUAGCUGUUGUGUGAUUGGAUGCUUGGCUGGCUAUUGACAUAAUAAACACUCCAAUAAAAUGAUUUAUACCAUGA
This is a messenger RNA of Ctenopharyngodon idella (grass carp), 8207 nucleotides long. It is a transcript of the gene agap3, whose product is annotated as ArfGAP with GTPase domain, ankyrin repeat and PH domain 3. NCBI's taxonomy places the organism in Eukaryota, Metazoa, Chordata, Actinopteri, Cypriniformes, Xenocyprididae. The transcript is spliced from 18 exons. Gene Ontology annotation, molecular function: protein binding; GTP binding; GTPase activator activity. Gene Ontology annotation, cellular component: nucleus. The coding region runs from base 494 to 4393 and encodes 1299 amino acids. The record is from RefSeq and is a predicted model, not a curated record.